Messenger RNA from Lytechinus pictus (painted urchin), 2864 nucleotides. RefSeq names its product protein YIPF5-like. The record is from RefSeq and is a predicted model, not a curated record. Gene Ontology annotation, cellular component: trans-Golgi network; membrane. The transcript is spliced from 8 exons. NCBI's taxonomy places the organism in Eukaryota, Metazoa, Echinodermata, Echinoidea, Temnopleuroida, Toxopneustidae. Bases 246 to 1007 code for a protein of 253 amino acids. Gene Ontology annotation, biological process: vesicle fusion with Golgi apparatus; endoplasmic reticulum to Golgi vesicle-mediated transport.
ACUCGUGGGUAUCUGUGUGUUGCAGCCUGCAGGAGACGAAGACGUUGUCGUUGAGAUCGUGACUAGACGAAAAAAGCUUCAGUCUCUGUUUUUUGGUUGUUCCGCUCCACUCAAGUAAAAUUCGUGUUUCCAGGUCUAUCACUGUUGUUAUCUCCAUCUAACUAUUAAAAUAAUGUGUGCCUGUGUGCUGUGCCAGAGUUACUAUUCCCAAGGUUGAAUUGAACUUUGUAGAUUAGCUAUAUUGUAUGGCUGGAUACGGUGAUCAGGGCUUCAACCAAAACAUGGAUCAAGGAGGCUUUUUUCAAACCGACUAUGACCAACAGCAAGGCUAUGAUGUUGGAGGCCAAUAUGGUGCUCCUGGGGGCUAUGAUGACUAUUCCCAGCAAGGUUACGGAGGUCAACCUCAAAUGAUGUCACCACAGGUCCCCUACACAGGUCAGAUCAUGACCCCUGAACCCAUGCCAUCGGGGGCCAGUUACUCGGACAGUUUUGAUGAUGAACCUCCACUCCUUGAAGAACUUGGAAUCAACUUUGAACAUAUUUAUCAAAAGACACUGUCUGUUUUAAACCCCAUGAGGGAGACAGAUCCUGCAGCUAUCAAUGAUUGUGAUCUGGCAGGCCCCCUAGUCUUUGCCUUGGGCUUUGGUGGAACCCUUCUUUUGGCGGGUAAAGUCCAAUUUGGUUACAUCUAUGGUAUUGGUGGUAUCGGUUGCCUCGGAAUCUGGAUGUUGCUGAAUUUGAUGAGUCUGACAGGAGUUGGUGCAAGCUGCAUCGUCAGUGUGUUAGGGUACUGCCUACUUCCAAUGGUCUGCCUCAAUUUUCUUGCCAUCAUCAUCAACUUACAAGGUAUAAUUGGGACAGUAGCAUCAUUAUUGGCUAUAGGUUGGUGUAGUUUAUCAGCAUCCAAGCUCUUUGUGACUGCGUUAGCCAUGGAUUCACAACAACUCCUCGUAGCCUACCCCUGUGCACUGCUCUAUGGUGUCUUUGCCCUACUGUCCGUCUUCUGAGUAAAAUCAUCAAAAAUGUUUCACCAAUUUGAGGAUUAAUAAAUUCAGUUGAAAUGGGAAAUUGACAUGUCUUAUGAAGACUUAUUGGGUUUUUAAAUGAAAACUUUUGUGCAACAAGUGGAAAGUCACCAAAAAUAUACAGUGUUACCCUGUAGACUGCAAUGAUAUAGUAGAGAUUAUACAACUCCCAAGAAUGUUCUGUAAUCUGAUUGGUCCAAAUCGGAUCAUGUGAUAUUCAGCGAAUUGCACUAUUGCAUCCAAAAUGCACUAUCCUGCACUCUGAUGUCAGAGUGCAUGAUAGUGCAAGUUCUGGAAUUAUCUAGAAUUUAGAUCAAAUAUAGCAUUUGGGGCAACUCAGUAACAUGGGUGGAGGGUUCAACAAAACAAACAAUACACGCAUUCUUGUGCAUAUAGGACCUAAAUAAUGAACUCUGUGCUUGACUCGCCAAAUAGAUAUACCGCACUCGGUCCGUGGACCUCGAUGCGGUAUAUCCAUUGGCUCUCCUCGCACAUCGUUCAUUAUUAGGCCCUGCAUGCACGCGCAUACGUGCAUUAUUUGUAUACUGUCACCUAUCAAGAUGAUUUUCUAUACCUGUCGGGUAUAUAUAUCCACCGUGUACUCAUUCAAAUAGAGUGGAAUGGAGUCUUAUGACCAUUAGACAUGAUGUAAUUGCUAUGUAUACUCUUCUCACCUCAUAUUGCCAUUCUAUGUAAAAAAAUAAAAUUGCUGUGACAUGCAAAGGAAUGUCUGGGAUUUGAUUCAAUGGUACAGCAUAAUUGGACAAGAUGCAGAUAUGAGUCUGCAGAGCCUGGUGUCAUCAAAUUGUAAUCUAUUUCCCAUGCGAAAUGGUCAAGACUGACUGACUCUAAAGCGCCCAGCAAUUGACAAAUCAUGGGAAAAUUGAAUCAAUACGAUAUUUGCAAAAGGCCAAUUGACUUGCAUGAUAUAAUCCGUCCAUCAUGAGCGCCUGUCGGACUAAUGCCAUAAAAGUUCGGACAGCACGAAUUUGACCGAACUCGUGAUGGUUAUUUACAUCGGGUCGUCGCAGUUCUAGUUUCCAACAAUCCCAAUUCCUAGACUCGUAGCAGGUCUCUUGAUUGCUAAACCAAAGUAAAUAACCUCUGUGAAGUUACAUGUUUCAAAGUGAAAACACGCAGUUUACUUCUGGUUGGUUAGUCUACUAACUAUUGCUAUCCUAUAUUAGACCUCCCAGACAUGCCGGCGUCUAUUACAUAACACCCCCAGGCAUGCAGCCGAGUGAAAAACUUUAAUCCCUUCUCUGUUCUGAGAAUAGCCUUGAUUUCUCCAUGAUUUGUCAAUGUAAGGUCGCUUUAAGAGUUACCACUUGACCUUAUAAUGAAUGAUGGUAUUUAGUCCUAAGCAUCUUGAUAGCAGUUACAGGUAUUUCUACAUCUUUCCAGCUCUGGCUGUUUUCCCAUCAUACUGAAGCAUCAUUAGAAAACAAAAACAUCAAAAUUCAGCAGUUUAGAAAUUUAGCCUUGACAAAUUUACUGUAUAUCGUCAAUAUUUAUCUUCUCUGAUUCACAAUACCCAUAAUAUUGUGACUUGGUAAAAGUAAUCACUGAUCUUGUGUUAUUGAAUGUCUCUUCUGUUCAUUGUAACAUACAAACUCUGAGCUAAAAUUUGAGCAUAUAUGUGGCAUACACUAACUUAUUUUCUUCAAAAUCUUUGCUUGUAAUGACCAUAGUUUUGUUAAUUUUAAUGCAAAUCAUUGCUGAUAUAAAUAGGUAAAAUUGCUAUGCGCACCAUUGUACAUUCUUCAGCGUUCUGUAAAGUACUCUACUAAUCUGUCUUUUUGUAAAUAAAUAUAAAUAUAUCCUGUCAUUUCAAUUUGA